AGUGUCUGUGAAACGCAGCAUGAAUGGUCACUACCAUUUUAGUAGGAUAUUAGACAUUCCCUGUGAAGUUUGCGGGGACUUUUCCUCUGGAAAGCACUACAGCAUUUUCGCUUGCGAUGGCUGUGCUGGUUUCUUCAAGAGGUCCAUACGUAGCAGCCGCCAGUACUUGUGCAGGGCUGUGAUAAAAAACACCUGUAUUAUCGACAAGACGCACAGAAAUCAAUGCAAGGCCUGCCGCUUGAGGAGAUGUUUGCAGGUUGGGAUGAAUAAAGAUGCUGUCCAACAUGAGAGAGGUUCUCGUAAAACCAAAACCAUCAGUCAAGAGUUUGGUAAAGAUAUUGGGACCGUUCUUCCACAAUCCAAUGCCUUAAGUGAAGCAGCCUAUAAAAAACUACCUUUGGGCAGUUUAAGUAACAGUUCCUCUUCUCUGAAAUACGCUUGGUCUAGUGCUCUACCUUUAAAUGGAAUAGAGAGGGAGAUCGAUCUGUGUGAAAACGCAGCCCAACUUCUUUUCAUGAACAUGCAAUGGGUCAAGAACAUCGCAGCCUUUACAAGCCUACCAUUUACAGACCAACUGUUACUCGUCGAAGAAUGCUGGAAAGAGCUUUUUAUUUUAGGAGCGACCCAGUUCUUACCCUUCGAGGAACUAUCCGCCUGGUUAGAAACCUGCAGAGUUUUACAGCUGAAGGAGUACCACAAACUGAAAGAUUUCCACGAACUUUUGACCGACGUUAACCAAUUUAACCUUGAUCAGUACGAGUUUACUUAUCUGAGGCUGAUCGUGCUUUUUAGUCCUUUCGUGAGAAACAAACGUAAAAGUGACAGUGAUCGAAUUAAAAUGUUAACUAAUGCCGUUUAUAUAAACUUUGUAAGGAAUUACCUGCAGCUGAAAUUGAAUAAAUUUGUCGAGGAGGUAAAACCAAACCAACCGUUACGGUUCAAGGAAUUGAUGCAACUUGUGCUGUCUUUAAAUUGUAUCCUAGACGAUACGAUCGAGGAUUUAUUCUUUAAAAAAACGAUUGGAAAUGUGCCUAUGGCUAAAAUAAUCAGCGACAUGUAUAAAACAUACUCAACUAAUAACUUGUAAACAAACGACGUUAAUGAUAGCGAAUGUAAAAUUAACAGAAAUUUCCGAAUUUGUUUGAAUUAGCUUAAUGUAUUUACAAUAAAAUAAAAAUACGAUAACAAUAGAAUGUGUAUUAGGAUUUGCCGACACU
Anoplophora glabripennis (Asian longhorned beetle) is the source of this 1217-nucleotide messenger RNA. RefSeq names its product nuclear receptor subfamily 2 group E member 1-like. Bases 20 to 1087 code for a protein of 355 amino acids. NCBI's taxonomy places the organism in Eukaryota, Metazoa, Arthropoda, Insecta, Coleoptera, Cerambycidae. The record is from RefSeq and is a predicted model, not a curated record. The transcript is spliced from 4 exons. Gene Ontology annotation, biological process: positive regulation of transcription by RNA polymerase II; cell differentiation; anatomical structure development. Gene Ontology annotation, molecular function: zinc ion binding; nuclear receptor activity; RNA polymerase II cis-regulatory region sequence-specific DNA binding.